CCUAUAGCAAUAAUCAUUGAUGAAACAACUGAUGUUAAAGGAUGUAAUGUUGUUAAUACAUUGUUUGCCUAUCACAGAACAACAAAGCUUGUGUCAGUUGAUUUUUUAGAAGCUGUAAAUUUUUCAACAAUAGGUGGACUAAUUUUGCAGUUGUUAACAGAAUGGAAAAUAUUAUUUAAUUUACCAAAAUUAAUUGCAUCUGAUUCCACUUCUUACAUGAAAAAGUGCUUUCGUAAAGCCUUAAAUCCUGUAAUGCAGCAAUUAAAACAUAAUACUUGCCCUGCUCAUAUUGUAAAUUUAAUUAGUUAA
This is a messenger RNA of Cetraspora pellucida, 309 nucleotides long. The record is from the annotation of a GenBank genome assembly. Lineage: Eukaryota; Fungi; Glomeromycota; Glomeromycetes; Diversisporales; Gigasporaceae.